Molecule: messenger RNA, 2645 nt
Organism: Nymphaea colorata (pocket water lily)
Lineage: Eukaryota; Viridiplantae; Streptophyta; Magnoliopsida; Nymphaeales; Nymphaeaceae
Product: nucleobase-ascorbate transporter 6-like
Exons: 14
Coding region: 771-2375 (534 amino acids)
Biological process (GO): transmembrane transport
Cellular component (GO): membrane
Molecular function (GO): transmembrane transporter activity
Source: RefSeq, a predicted model, not a curated record
GCAAUCAACGCAGCACAGCUUCGCCGCCAAUUGCUUUGAAAUCAGCGAAAUUUUUUUUAAUCACAUUCUUAUUUUUUUUCUUUUUUGGUUUUUACCCGCUCAAGUGAAAUUCCUCCUGUUGCUUUUUCUUUAUUCCUUCAACAUACAAAACCAGGUGGGAGUUGAAAAAAGAGACAGAUGGCAUAGUCUCUCUUAAAUUAUACUGGUGUAUUGCCACCACCAUUGUGCUUUUUCGCCUCCUUUUUAUUCUGCGAGGAAGAGAGGCAAAGAAGUCAUUUUGUUUUUAUGGUAGUGGUCCUCUUUUGGGGCUUAAAUUUAUGUAGUGUAGUGGAGUGUGAUAAAAAACCUGGAAAAGAUUUUGUGGGCAUGUUUUCCUGUCAAUCCCUCUGAACAUUAGAUUCCUUGUGUGCAGAAAAAAUUUUGGUGUCUUGCUCCUUUUCUUGCUGCUCGUUCUCUGCAGCUGCUUUUGUUUUUCCUUAUAUUUUAAUACUGUAUUUUGGGGCUUAUUUUUACCUCUUGCCACAUCUCUUGUUUCAGUGUAUCUACCUCUCUGCUGGGCCUGCCGGCAUUUUCUUCGUUCAGCGUCCAUCCUUUUUCUCUUUUCUUUCUCUUCUUCGUCUUUUUGUUGGAUCUUUUGGGGAGAGGACUUGUGCGGAGUGGUUACCGGUGUUGAUCUGAAGUUGGUCAUACUACUUCGAUGUGAUUUUGGUCCUUGUUUUUUGGUUUGCUUGUUUUUGUUGCGGGGUUAUACAGUGUGGAGUUUGUCGUAGAUGGCUGGGGGUGGUGGAGCGGCGCCACAACCGAAGGCUGAUGAGUUGCAGCCACACGCGGUGAAGGAACAGCUUCCCGGGGUUUCUUAUUGCAUCACUAGCCCUCCUCCAUGGCCGGAGGCAAUUCUACUUGGUUUUCAACAUUAUUUGGUAAUGCUUGGAACAACUGUUAUAAUACCCACCAUUUUGGUUCCUCAAAUGGGGGGAGGAAACGAGGAGAAGGUUAGGGUGGUUCAGACUCUGCUAUUUGUUGCUGGCUUGAAUACACUGUCUCAAACUUUCUUUGGAAGCCGGUUGCCUGCUGUAAUUGGAGGAUCAUAUACCUUCGUGGUGCCCACGCUAUCAAUUGUUCUAGCUCGUCGAUAUAGUGGCAUUGUGGAUCCACAUGAAAAAUUUAUUCGGACAAUGCGAGGAACGCAGGGUGCCCUGAUAGUUGCAUCAACCCUCCAGAUCAUCAUUGGCUUUAGUGGACUUUGGCGAAAUGUUACAAGGUUUCUUAGUCCACUUUCAGCAGUACCUCUUGUAACUCUAGCUGGACUUGGACUCUUCGAGUUAGGGUUCCCUGGGGUUGCAAAGUGCAUUGAGAUUGGACUUCCUGCACUUAUCGCCCUAGUUAUAUUUUCACAGUACAUUCCACAUGUAAUCCGGUCAGACAAGCCAGUUCUUGAUAGGUUUGCUGUUUUAUUUACGGUUGCAAUUGUCUGGAUCUAUGCUCAUCUACUCACAGUUGGUGGCGCUUACAAGCAUGCACACCCCAAGACUCAGUUUCAUUGUCGUACAGAUCGAGCUGGACUAAUUGGUGCUGCUCCAUGGAUAAGGGUUCCAUAUCCAUUUCAAUGGGGCCCACCUACUUUUGAUGCUGGGGAAGCCUUUGCUAUGAUGAUGGCAUCAUUUGUUGCUCUUGUAGAGUCUACUGGCACAUUCUUUGCAGUAUCAAGAUAUGCUAGCGCUACACACAUCCCACCUUCCAUUCUCAGUCGUGGUAUUGGUUGGCAGGGAAUUGGCAUUUUGUUGAAUGGACUUUAUGGAACAGCCAGCGGAUCCACAGUAUCAGUUGAAAAUGCAGGACUCCUAGCUUUGACGCGUGUGGGCAGCAGAAGAGUUGUGCAAAUCUCGGCAGGAUUCAUGAUUUUCUUUUCCAUUCUUGGGAAAUUUGGGGCGGUUUUUGCUUCUAUUCCAGCACCAAUUGUAGCGGCAUUUUAUUGCCUGUUCUUCUCAUAUGUCGCUUCUGCUGGGCUCAGUUUCCUUCAAUUCUGCAAUCUCAACAGUUUCAGGACAAAGUUCAUCCUGGGUUUCUCUGUGUUCAUGGGCUUAUCAGUGCCUCAGUACUUCAAUGAAUAUACUUCAGUUGCUGGCUAUGGUCCUGUGCAUACAAAUGCGAGAUGGUUCAAUGAUAUUAUCAAUGUUCCAUUUUCAUCGGAAGCAUUUGUGGCGGGGCUUGUUGCCUUCUUUCUGGACAAUACACUUCAUCGAGGAGAUAACACCGUCAGGAAAGACAGAGGACAUCAUUUUUGGGAUAGGUUUCGGUCCUUCAAAACUGACACAAGAAGUGAGGAGUUCUAUUCAUUGCCUUUCAAUCUUAACAAGUUCUUCCCAUCUGUUUAGGCAUGCAAAUCUCACACUGCCUCAAGAUCAUGUAAUCAGAUCCCUCAAUGGCUGUCCAUGCGAAAUGAGCGUAAGGGCAUCAUCUGUAAAAUCACUGGAUAGGCUUGCUGGUUUAGCUGAAUCCUUUUCUGUUGAACUCUCUUUGCUUAAGGUCAUUGAUAUGUAUUUAAUUUUUUUUUUUUGUAUAUGUUGAAAAGUAUAGGAUUGCAAUUUGACCUGAGUAUUAAAAAUUAAUUCCAGCUUCUCCGAUGCUUCUGCAUCUUAAAAUAA